This is a messenger RNA of Cryptococcus wingfieldii CBS 7118, 747 nucleotides long. RefSeq names its product O-methyltransferase. Gene Ontology annotation, molecular function: O-methyltransferase activity; S-adenosylmethionine-dependent methyltransferase activity. NCBI's taxonomy places the organism in Eukaryota, Fungi, Basidiomycota, Tremellomycetes, Tremellales, Cryptococcaceae. The transcript has 3 exons. Bases 1 to 747 code for a protein of 248 amino acids. The record is from RefSeq and is a predicted model, not a curated record.
AUGACGACUCCGACACCUGUUUGGAAACCGGAUGCUUCGUAUGAGCGAAGGGAUAUGCCGCCUACAGAUGGUGGCGAGCCGUCCAGCGGCCCCACAGCAGGCCAAGUAGACGCCUACCUCGCCCCCAAACUCCUCCACCCUUCCUACGGCGCCGACCCCGCCCUGCCCGCCAUCCAAUCCCGUGCCCUCGAAGCAGGCAUCCCCGCCAUCUCCGUCUCCCCCCUCCAAGGCCAAUUCCUCAGUAUCCUCGCCCUCUCCAUCGGCGCCGAGCGGAUCCUCGAGGUCGGUACGCUUGCGGGGUACAGUACGGCUUUUCUGAGUUUAGCGUUACCUGGGCAUGGGCAGAUUGAUACGCUUGAGCUGGACCCGCAUCAUGCGGCUGUGGCGCAGGAGAACUUUUUGAAUGCGGAUUUAUUUCCUUUCCCAAAGAUCCAUGUUGGGCCGGCGCUGGAGACGCUGAAAAGGUUGAAAAAGCCCGCAGAGGGGGCGUAUGAUUUGGUGUUUAUUGAUGCGGAUAAAGAGGGGACGCUGGGGUAUGUUAAGGAGGGGCUGAGGUUGUUGAGGAAGGGGGGAGUGGUGGUGGUUGAUAAUGCUGUGAGGAGUGGCAAGAUCGCUCUUAGCAGGGAGGAAGAGCCGUCUCCCAAUGUCGACGGUAUGCGCAGGCUCUUUGACUGGAUUGAGGAGGAUGGAGGGAGGACAGUGUUGGCGAAUGUGACCCAGACCGUUGGGGCAAAGUCCUGGGAGUGA